Molecule: messenger RNA, 650 nt
Organism: Lucilia cuprina (Australian sheep blowfly)
Lineage: Eukaryota; Metazoa; Arthropoda; Insecta; Diptera; Calliphoridae
Exons: 2
Coding region: 75-434 (119 amino acids)
Source: RefSeq, a predicted model, not a curated record
UCAGUCAAUUCAGUUCAUCGAGAAAACUCCACGUUAAAACAUCACUUUCAAUUGCAAAGACUCAAAAAAAUAAAAUGCUACAAGCGAUAAAGUUCCUAAUCAUUAUUGUUGUAAUUGGUUUAUUAACAUUUCGAGGGGUUAGCGGUGCUCCACAAGCCAUUAGUACACAAAGUGAAAUAUUACAAUCGAAAGAAUUGAAAAAACAUUUGGAAGUAUUGAAGAUACAUCUAGAGGAUGCCAUUCAAAAGUUGAAUCAUAAUAUUAAAGCAAGACAGGCAGAAUUUCAAGCCGAAAUACAAACACCCGAUAGUGAAUACAUUGAAGCAGCUUUGGGAAUGCAACGUAAAGAUUUCAUAAGUGCCGCUGCAAUACCACAAAUACCGUUACCAGCUCAAACGAUGCGAAUUAAUCAAAAUAGUGGUCUUAGACGUUAAGCAUUUUAAGAAGAAGAAGAAGUGUGUGGGGUCAAACAUGUUUUUCUAAUGAUGACCUGCAUUUAGUUUUAGCAAUUUUAUUAUUUAGAUAUGUAUAAUUUUGUGUUUGUAAAGUUGUAUAGCUAAAUAUUAUAUAAGAAAACAUAUUUAUUUAAAACAAGUUAAAAAAAUUAUUACGAAAUAUUUUGCAAAAUAAAAUUAAGCUUAUUAAAUUAA